Messenger RNA from Dovyalis caffra, 372 nucleotides. NCBI's taxonomy places the organism in Eukaryota, Viridiplantae, Streptophyta, Magnoliopsida, Malpighiales, Salicaceae. The record is from the annotation of a GenBank genome assembly.
AUGGAAGCAGAGUUGAUAAAUGCAGAGCUGGUGUUGCCAACCCACUUUAGUUUCAAGAGAAUACAGAUAUAUGAGAAAUACCCAAAAGGCCAACCAAGAGGUCGCUGGAAACACCUCAAACAGAUUCUUCAAGCUGAGAAUUAUCAGAACCACCCUCCUGAUGAACCCAACUAUGUUAAUAUUGAGUCCCCGCCAUCCAUGCACCCGCCUAUGAGAAUAUGCGAUAUAACAGGAUUCGAGGCACCUUACCAUGAUCCAAGGACCAACCUCCGUUAUGCAAAUACGGAUGUCUUCAAGCUUGUAAGAUCACUUCCAAAUGAGUAUGUGCAAAGGUACCUAGCUUUGAGAAAUGCAGCAGUUACUCUGAAAUAG